AGGUAUUAUUCUUUUCCGCCCGAUCACCGAUUUUCCCUUCCAUUCUUUUCUGUCGAGCGAUAAACCAGAUAGGAAGCUGACUCUCUUUGAUUCUUCCGUCGUCAUUAUUGCUGGACAUCGCCGCCAUCUUAAGUAGCCGUCCUCUUCGUUCUUCCGUUCUCGCUCUUCGUGCAGCAACGCCGGCGGAAUUUGUAGUGGCGGUUCUUCAACCCUAAUUUCAAUUCCAUCGAUUAUCAAGGAGUGUGCGACCAACUUAUGGAGGCUUGCCACAAUUUGGGCUGGAAAACCACUUCUAAGGUUCAAGCCGAGGGAGAGAUAUAAUUGGGGUUGCAUAGACGGGCUAAGGAAAGACUGGAGGUUUUGCAAUUCCCAUAAUGCAAGCACUCCUAGCCUCUCGCAAAGCAUCCCCAGCCGAUCCGCCCAAUCCCUACGCGUUCUUUGCGUGCGUGCUUUCUCCGACUAGAGAACUUGCAGUUCAAAUCUGUCAACAAUUUAGUGCACUUGGAGCUGGAAUUGGUGUCAAGUGUGUAGCGGGUUCAACGGCUAAUCAAUCUGAAAUUAAUGACCUUACAAUUGAUGGUAAUACAACCCCUGAGGAAAGUCAUGAUGAUCGUUGGAACAAAGAUGAUGAAGUUGAGAGUGCCAACUUGAAGAUAUUUUCAGUGACGAGCAUUAAAGCUUUGGACUAUAUCUUCCAUAUCAAUGCGUAUUUUAAUUUAGUUCACUUUGACUGUUUAUACUUUAGCUUGAAACGUAUGCAAAUGAUAAACUAAUUUUGAGGUUUUGGUUUACUUUCUAGUAAAUGGGUUAGUUGUUAAUACAAGUAUGAAUAUUAUUUUUUAUUUGUCAAUAAUAUUCUUUGAUAUCACUUAAAUAGAGCAUGGUGGUGUGAACCAUGGUAUUAGUAACAAUUAUAAUAAAUGUUAAUGUUGGUC
This is a messenger RNA of Cuscuta campestris, 935 nucleotides long. Lineage: Eukaryota; Viridiplantae; Streptophyta; Magnoliopsida; Solanales; Convolvulaceae. The record is from the annotation of a GenBank genome assembly.